Messenger RNA from Paramuricea clavata, 1337 nucleotides. Lineage: Eukaryota; Metazoa; Cnidaria; Anthozoa; Malacalcyonacea; Plexauridae. The record is from the annotation of a GenBank genome assembly.
AUGGCUAACAACGCCUGUAACGACGACAUAAGCGUUAGGAAAUUCUACAAAGAUAAAUUCGCACUGGUGAUCGAUCUGAGAGCUGUUGAUGACAGUCACAUUGUUGGAAGUGGAAAAAAGAUCCUUGGUGAUAAUCCCGGAAUGCUUCUGGAGAUCGAAACAGUCGGUCAUUCUGAAGAUCUCCUCUGUAACAUCUUUGUGCUAUCCGAUGGACUCAUAAACAUCAGUGAAAAGACCCUUCAGGGUAUCAGUUACUAAAUAAAGGAUGGAACCGCUAAAAACACCAUUCAACAUGAUCAUUCUUGGAAUGACCGGAUGUGGAAAAACCUACUACCUACUGGAAAUGUUGGAGAAUAACUACAAAAACCACUUCGAGUACAUAUUUCUAAUAUGUCCCACAUAUAAAUGGAAUAGAACGUAUCAGGACUGGAAAUACAAUAGGGAUAAGGACUUUAUGGUCAUGUCCUGCAAGCAGGAUGAUGUAAACCAGUACUUAGAAUACGUUUCGCGGUUUGUGGAAGGAACAAACAGCCUUGUCGUUCUUGAUGACUGUGCUAGCAGUCAAUCUAUCAAAAACAGGACUAGCGAAUUGGUAAAACUUGGGUUUAGCGCCAGACAUAUGGGAAUAUCAACCAUUGUCAUUACCCAACAGCUUACAUCCGUUGCGAAACCCUAUAGAGAAAAUAUAUCCAAACUCGUAACCUUUUACAACCCGAGCGCAAAAGAUACAAACAUUAUAAUGGAUGAUUACCUCGCAAAUACAGAGAAAUAGGAAAGGAAGGAAAUCAUUAAUACGCUAAAAAACAACGACUACGCCAGACUGGAGAUACUAUUACGCCGACCCUAUACCCACAAAACAAUUAUUCCGCAUAUUAAAUAAAGAAAUGGAAACCAUAUUCGAAUCUGUAGAACCUGAGAUGACCGAAACAUCUGUUGCAAGUGGUCUAAGAGAAAAUCUACUGAAGCUGGCCGAUGCGGGUGAAAUCAAGUACACCUCAAAAUAUAUUAAAAAGGCAUCUGAAAAGACGUUGGAAAAUAUAUACAAAGACUAUGAAAGACAACAGCUGGAAAACACAAACAACCAACUGACUGACGUUAUCAUCACCAAGUUCUCCGAACUCAUGGAAGCGUUGGAUGCUGUCAAGGAUUUCGAAGGAAUGAAAAAAGAACUGGAGGAAAAUGAUCUGCUUAGAAAAGAUAUAAAAAACCUUGUUAGUUAUGUAACACCAUACAUUCCACUUAUCGGAAUACUAAGUGGUGGAAUCACCGUCGGAAAACACGUGAUCAGCUCGAAGGUAAGCUGUCCGGAAAAAGGAGAAAAUGUCGAUGCUCCUUAA